AUGCCUCUUUGGCAAAUCUACCACCCAGUGGGCACCUACGGAGACCCGGCGUCCAAAAUCUCCUUUGCCGAAGAUAUCACAAAGAUGUACACCAAGCUCGGUCUUCCAGCCUUCUACGUCGUGACCAACUUCAUUCCUCUACCAAAUGAAGAUAUCUUGGUGGGAGGCAAAUUGAGGACCGAGAAGCCCUUCAUCCGCGUCGUCAUCUCGCACAUCGCAAUCAAGAUGCCCAAUGACGACGCCGUAUAUAAGAGGUCUACCUCUUCGAUCGAUGCGAUACUGAAACCUCAUAUUGCCGACAAGGGAUACGAUUGGGAAUACCACGUCAUGGAAACUGAGCGCCGACUAUGGAAAAUCAAUGGCCUUGUUCCGCCGCCUUGGAAGAGCGAUGAGGAACAAUUGUGGGCUAAAGAGGAUCGUGCUGUACCCUAUGACGGUGCUUACUGA
Molecule: messenger RNA, 447 nt
Organism: Penicillium soppii
Lineage: Eukaryota; Fungi; Ascomycota; Eurotiomycetes; Eurotiales; Aspergillaceae
Product: tautomerase family protein
Exons: 1
Coding region: 1-447 (148 amino acids)
Source: RefSeq, a predicted model, not a curated record